AUGAAUUCCUCGUAUUAUAAGUACUGUAUAGUGCCUCAAUGUGAAAGUACAACGAUAAAAACGCCGGACAAAUUAUUCAUAUACGUUCCAAACAAUAAAGAAAUACGAAGAAAGUGGUUAAAAAUGGCAAGGAGGCAAGAUGCUCUUACUUUAUCAACUAAUUCCUCAAUUUAUUUCUGUGAAGAUCAUUUCGAUUUGCCAAAUGAUAUGACUAAUUAUGCAGAGUAUCAUAUUAUGGGUAAAGUCUCUCAAGUGCGCAUGAAACCAGGUUGUAUACCAACGAAGUUCGAAUGCCAAGAAGAUAGAAGGAAACGGAUGUGCAGCUAUAAGGAACGACCAUAUGUGUUGAAAAAACAAAGGAUGUCAAUAAUCGCAGAGUGUUUAAAAGAACCAGAACCAAGUAGGACACCCAGUUCAUCUGUCCAGGAUACUUCUAACACAAGUUCAGUUGCAGAGAAUGUACCUGAAACUUUAUGUGAACUAACAGCAAAUAAAUCUGUUCAAGCAUUAAUAACACACAAGUUCAGAAGUAAAGCUGUCCAGACUACAAAUAAAUCAACAGAAAAGGCACUAUCGCCAUUGAAACCACCAACAAUAUCUACUUCCACGUCUCCGUUUAAAUGGGAAACCAUUAUAAAUCCAAGCCCUUCUAUGUCUGGUCCCAGCAAAACUACAAGAAAUAUGUCUAAUGAAGUAGAACAGUCAGAUAGUGACAUUUCUUUAUAUGUACUAUCUACAUCUACCACCAGUUGUUAUAUGUACUAUCUACAUCUACCACCAGAAGCAAAAGAGACCAUAUUGAAUAUGAUUAAAAAAAUUGAAAAAAAGCCUCGACUGUAUAUUGGUAUUCCAAGCAAGUGUUACUAUUUGAUUGAUAUAAUAAAAGAUGAAGUCAAUAUUCCCAAACAUCAUUUAUUGUUUUGUUUAAAUAAAAUAAGAUUGGAUAUUUCAUUUAAUCAACUGUCAGAUGAUUAUGCAAUGACACCAUCUUAUUUAAGUAAGAUAUUUUCAAAAAAUAUUCCCUUAAUAGCUAGUGUUAUGAGGCCUUUUAUUGUAUCCCUAGAUAAAGAAAUGAUUAAAAAAACUUUACCCAUGGCAUUCAGGCACAAAUAUAAUAAUAUUAGUUGCAUUAUAGACUGCCUUGAAAUAGAGAUAGAAAAACCAUCUAAAGCAAUAAAUCAAGCAUUAACCUGGUCAGAUUACAAAAAAGCCAACACUAUAAAAUAUUUAAUAUCCUGUACACCAAAUGGACUAGUUAACUAUAUUUCUCUGGGAUUUGGGGGCAGGACAACCGACACUUGUUUAGUUGAAUCCUGUGACUUUGUCCAAACAUUACAAAGUGGUAUGUUUGUUUUGGCAGACAGGGGUUUCAAACAUUUAGAACAAUAUCUUAAAAAAGCUGGUAUUACACUAGUAAGACCCCCUAGUGUCAAAACAGGUGUAAAGAUGAAUAAAACUGAAGCAAAACUAACUAAACAAAUAGCUAGCCUAAGGAUACAUAUAGAGCGAGUUAUUCGGCGUUUACGUGAAUUUCAUAUGCUUAAACCACAUGCAUGUAUUAAUUUUAACUUUGUAAAAAUACUUGAUGACAUAAUAAUUACAGCAUGUGCCUUAAUUAAUAUACAAGAUUCAUUAAUAAAAUAA
Messenger RNA from Vanessa atalanta (red admiral), 1644 nucleotides. RefSeq lists its product as uncharacterized. The record is from RefSeq and is a predicted model, not a curated record. The transcript has 3 exons. NCBI's taxonomy places the organism in Eukaryota, Metazoa, Arthropoda, Insecta, Lepidoptera, Nymphalidae. The coding region runs from base 1 to 1644 and encodes 547 amino acids.